AUGGAACAUCAAUAUUCAACUGGAUUUGCUACAUUUGCUCAAACAACGACUGUUGAUACACUUCGAUCAACUCCUUAUCUCCGUUCAUUGGCCAUAAAAAUUGCCCGAUUCCAUGCUCUUCAAAUUGAACUUGCAGAGGUUGAUCAUUACGAGAUGUUUAAAUACUUCGAGACUCAAUGUAUACCGAAAAUGGAUGACCAUUUAAACUCAGAUGUUUCUCCUGGUAAACUUGAGUUAAUCAAUGAAAUUGCAGAUUUCGUCAAUUCAAAUCAAUUUAAUACUAUUUACGACCAAAUGGACGAUCUUGAUCAACGCAAAGUUUGUGGCCAUUUUGACUUGAAUCCAACCAGUGUAUUAGUUGUGCCAAGUGAGACUCCACAAGAUAGACUUCACGAGGAUUUAUUGUUGAUUAACUUUCAAAAUUGUCAGAUUGGCUUCAGAGGACUUGAUUUGGGUAACUUUUUUUCUGAACUCAGUAUUGCAGAAAACAAUUAUAUUACUACUCGAGCCAAUUUAACCACUUCACCAUCAAAAAUUCAAGCCAUUUCCGAUGCAAAAAUACGUGAAUUCAUUGGAUAUUAUUUAACAGAAUGGUCUACAGUCUCAGAUGAUUUUGAUUCAACCAUUGACAAUGAGAACAACCUUUUCCAGGAAAUUAAAUUUAACCUCAUGUUUUCCUUGCUUGGCUACAUUUAUUGGAACAUUUUAAAUCCAGAUUUCUUGUCCGAUAAAUUGUAUGAUGUUGCCAUCAGCCGAAUAUUCUUGUAUAAUCAAUUUCGCCGCAGAUGGUUUAUGUGA
Molecule: messenger RNA, 798 nt
Organism: Tetranychus urticae (two-spotted spider mite)
Lineage: Eukaryota; Metazoa; Arthropoda; Arachnida; Trombidiformes; Tetranychidae
Biological process (GO): CDP-choline pathway; phosphatidylethanolamine biosynthetic process
Cellular component (GO): cytoplasm
Molecular function (GO): ethanolamine kinase activity; choline kinase activity
Source: RefSeq, a predicted model, not a curated record